Trichosurus vulpecula (common brushtail) is the source of this 11088-nucleotide messenger RNA. It is a transcript of the gene ZFHX3, whose product is annotated as zinc finger homeobox 3. The coding region runs from base 1 to 11052 and encodes 3683 amino acids. Gene Ontology annotation, cellular component: nucleus. Lineage: Eukaryota; Metazoa; Chordata; Mammalia; Diprotodontia; Phalangeridae. The record is from RefSeq and is a predicted model, not a curated record. The transcript has 10 exons. Gene Ontology annotation, molecular function: DNA-binding transcription factor activity, RNA polymerase II-specific; RNA polymerase II cis-regulatory region sequence-specific DNA binding; zinc ion binding. Gene Ontology annotation, biological process: regulation of transcription by RNA polymerase II; brain development; regulation of neuron differentiation.
AUGGAAGGCUGUGACUCGCCUGUCAUCCCUGGGAAGGACAAUGGGUGUAGUAUCCCUCAGCACCAGCAAUGGACUGAACUCAACAGCACCCACCUCCCUGACAAACCCAGUAGUAUGGAGCAGUCCACCACAGAAAACCACGGGCCCCUAGACAGCCUGAGGGCCCCCUUCAAUGAGCGCAUCCCGGACAGCACCAACUCGGCCGGCCCCACCGCUGAGCCCGCUGGCAAGGAGGUCAGCUGCAACGAAUGCUCGGCCUCCUUUGCCAGUUUACAGACCUAUAUGGAGCACCACUGCCCCAGCGCCCGCCCCCCUCUGCCCCUGAGGGAGGAGAGUGGGAGCGAAACCAGUGAGGAGGGGGAUGAGGAGAGUGAUGUGGAGAACCUGGCUGGAGAAAUAGUCUACCAGCCGGAUGGCUCGGCGUACAUUGUUGAAAGCGUCAGCCAGUUGAUCCAAAGUGGGGGAGCCUGCAGCAGUGGCAGUGGGGCUCUCCCGUCGCUCUUUCUGAACUCUCUACCCAGUGCUGGGGGUAAACAGGGGGAGCCCUCUUCUGCUGCACCAGUCUACCCACAGAUCAUCAAUACUUUCCACAUAGCCUCAUCCUUCGGGAAAUGGUUUGAGGGCUCAGACCAGUCCUUCCCGAAUACCUCAGCCCUGACGGGCAUCAGCCCCGUCCUGCACAGCUUCCGCGUUUUUGAUGUGCGACACACAAGCAACAAGGAUUACCUGAACAGCGAUGGUUCUGCCAAAAGCUCUUGUGUAUCCAAAGAUGUCCCCAACAAUGUGGACCUGUCCAAGUUUGACGGCUUUGUGCUCUAUGGGAAGAGGAAGCCCAUUCUCAUGUGUUUCUUGUGUAAGCUCUCCUUUGGGUACGUCCGCUCAUUUGUGACCCAUGCGGUGCAUGACCAUCGAAUGACCCUGAGUGAAGAAGAGCGGAAAAUUCUUAGUAAUAAGAACAUUUCCGCUAUCAUCCAAGGAAUAGGCAAAGACAAGGAACCCCUUGUAAGUUUUCUGGAACCAAAAAACAAAAACUUUCAACACCCUUUAGUUUCUGCAGCUAACCUCAUAGGCCCCGGACACAGCUUUUACGGUAAAUUUAGCGGCAUCCGGAUGGAAGGGGAGGAGGCGCUCCAGGGCGCUUCGGCCAGUGCCGCAGAGCAGCCCCAGUCAGGCCUCUUGACGCCUGGGACCCUCUUGAACCUUGGCGGGCUGACCAGCUCGGCUCUGAAGACCCCAAUUACCUCAGUCCCCCUGGGCCCCCUGGCUUCCAGUCCUACCAAAUCCUCAGAGGGCAAGGACCCUGGGGUAGCAGAGGGUGGCAGCGGCAAAAGUGACUUUGCUCUCUCAAACCAAAGCAUUUCUAACUCUCCCUUAAUGCCUAACAUGCUCCAGACGUUGUCGAGGAGCGCAGCUUCUACUAGUUCUAAUUCUCCUUCUUCCUUUGUUGUCUUUGAUGGUGCAAACAGGAGGAAUCGGUUAAGCUUUAACAGUGAGGGCGUCAGGGCCAGUGUGGCAGAGGGCAGCAGGAGGUUGGACUUUAUUGAUGAAAGUGCCAGUAAAGACAAUGCCACAGCACCGGAACCAAAUGAAAGCGCAGAGGGGGAAGAUGGGGGCUACCUCUCCCAUCACCAGCACGCUGGCGCCCUCUGUGAGCUUGGGGUGGGGGAGUGCCCCUCGGGGAGCGGCGUGGAGUGCCCGAAGUGUGACACGGUCCUGGGCUCCUCACGCUCCCUGGGGGGGCACAUGACCAUGAUGCAUUCUCGUAACUCGUGUAAGACGCUCAAGUGUCCCAAGUGCAAUUGGCACUACAAGUACCAGCAGACGCUCGAGGCGCACAUGAAGGAGAAGCAUCCCGAGCCUGGCGGCUCCUGCGUCUACUGCAAGAGUGGGCAGCCUCACCCGCGCUUGGCACGCGGCGAGAGCUACACGUGUGGCUACAAGCCUUUCCGCUGUGAGGUCUGUAACUACUCGACUACUACCAAAGGCAACCUCAGUAUUCAUAUGCAGUCCGACAAGCAUCUGAACAACAUGCAGAACCUGCAGAACGGAGGGGGAGAGCAAGUCUUCAGUCACACGGCUGGCGCGGCGGCCGCAGCGGCGGCAGCGGCGGCCGCGGCUGCCAACAUUGGCGGUACCUGCGGAGCCCCCUCCCCCACCAAACCAAAAACCAAGCCCACCUGGCGGUGUGAGGUGUGCGACUACGAGACCAACGUGGCCAGGAACCUCCGCAUCCACAUGACCAGCGAGAAGCACAUGCACAACAUGAUGCUGCUUCAGCAGAACAUGACCCAGAUGCAGCACAACCGGCACCUGGGCCUGGGGGCUCUGCCCUCCCCGGCCGAGGCGGAGCUCUACCAGUACUACCUGGCCCAGAACAUGUCUCUGCCUAACCUCAAGAUGGACAGCCCCGCCUCCGACGCCCAGUUCAUGAUGAGCGGAUUUCAGCUGGAUCCCACCAGCCCCAUGACGGCAAUGGCGACUCCGGCUCUAGUGGGCGGUGAAAUACCCCUAGACAUGCGGCUGGGGGGCGGGCAGCUGGUGUCUGAGGAACUGAUGAACUUGGGCGAGAGCUUCACGCAGACCAAUGACCCGUCCCUGAAGCUUUUCCAGUGUGCAGUGUGUAACAAAUUCACCACGGACAGCCUGGACCUGCUGGGACUACACAUGAACAUGGAGCGUGGCCUCCCUGAGGAGGAAUGGAAGGCAGUGAUGGGGGACUCCUAUCAGUGCAAGCUUUGCCGCUACAAUACCCAGCUCAAGGCCAAUUUUCAACUCCAUUGCAAGACAGACAAACACGUACAGAAGUACCAGCUGGUGGCCCACAUCAAGGAGGGUGGAAAGGCCAAUGAGUGGAGAUUGAAGUGCGUGGCCAUUGGAAACCCUGUACAUUUGAAGUGCAAUGCCUGUGAUUACUAUACUAAUAGCCUGGAGAAACUACGGCUCCACACGGUCAAUUCGAGGCAUGAAGCGAGCCUGAAGCUGUACAAGCACCUUCAGCAGCACGAGACCGGGGUAGAGGGAGAAAGCUGCUACUAUCACUGUGUGCUGUGCAGCUACUCCACCAAGGCCAAGCUUAACCUCAUACAGCACGUGCGCUCCAUGAAACACCAGCGGAGCGAGAGCUUGCGCAAGCUGCAGAGACUGCAGAAAGGCCUUCCAGAGGAAGAAGAAGACUUGGGGCAGAUUUUCACCAUCCGCAAGUGCCCGGCCACCGAUCCAGAAGAAUCGAUUGAAGAUGCCGAAGGACCCAGUGAAGCAGCUGCUGACCCAGAGGAGCUCACUAAAGAUCCAGAAAUUGGAGGCGAUAAAGACCAGGGCAAGUGGCCAGCAUCGUCCAGCCAAGCAGACAAGGAGCUCCCAGAUUGUCCUGCAGCCUCCAAGCGUACGUCCUUCCCAAGUAGCUCGGAGCCCCCCCUCUCUUCCAAGCGACCCAAAACAUCUGAGGAGGCCAGAUCAGAACAGAUGUUCCAGUGUCCGUACUGUAAGUACAGUAAUGCUGAUGUGAACAGGCUUCGGGUGCACGCCAUGACUCAGCAUUCGGUGCAGCCCAUGCUGCGCUGCCCGCUCUGCCAGGACAUGCUGAAUAACAAGAUUCACCUGCAGCUGCACCUCACCCACCUCCACAGUGUGGCCCCAGACUGUGUCGAAAAGCUCAUCAUGACGGUGACAACCCCCGAAAUGAUGAUGCCCAGCAGCAUGUUUCUGCCAGCCGCUGUUCCGGACCGAGAUGGCAGCUCCAACCCGGAGGAGGCAGGAAAGCAGCCUGAAACCUCAGAGGAUCUGGGGAAGAGCGUCCUGCCAUCGGAGAGCACGGAACACAGCGGAGAGCUGAAACCCUCCCCCGCUGACCCAAGCUCCGCACGUGAGGAAUCAGGCUUCCUCUGCUGGAAGAAGGGAUGCAACCAAGUCUUCAAAACCUCUUCUGCCCUUCAGACGCAUUUCAAUGAGGUCCAUGCAAAGAGGCCACAGCUGCCUGUGUCCGACCGCCACGUGUACAAGUACCGCUGCAGUCAGUGCAGCCUGGCCUUCAAGACUGUGGAGAAGCUCCAGCUCCAUUCACAAUACCACGUCAUCAGGGCCGCCACCAUGUGCUGCCUUUGCCAACGCAGUUUUCGGACUUUCCAGGCAUUGAAAAAGCACCUCGAGACGAGCCACCUGGAGCUGAGUGAGGCAGACAUCCAGCAGCUUUACAGCGGCCUCCUGGUCAACGGCGACCUCCUGGCCAUGGGCGAUCCGUCCUUGGCAGAAGACCACACCAUCAUAGUGGAGGAGGACAAGGAAGAGGAGAGUGACUUGGAGGAUAAGCAGAGCCCCGCUGGCAGCGAUUCUGGGUCGGUCCAAGAGGAUUCAGGCUCAGAACCAAAGAGGGCUCUUCCUUUCAGAAAAGGCCCAAAUUUCACAAUGGAAAAGUUUCUGGAUCCUUCCCGCCCUUACAAAUGUACAGUCUGCAAGGAGUCCUUUACCCAAAAGAACAUUCUGUUGGUUCACUAUAACUCUGUCUCCCACCUGCAUAAGUUAAAAAGAGCCCUCCAGGAGUCCGCAACAGGGCAGCCCGAGCCUACCAGCAGCCCUGACAACAAGCCUUUUAAGUGUAACACCUGCAACGUGGCCUACAGCCAGAGCUCCACCCUGGAGAUCCACAUGAGGUCUGUGCUACAUCAAACCAAGGCUCGGGCAGCAAAGCUGGAGGCCGCAGGGAGCAGCGGAGCUAGCAACGGCACGGGAAACAGCAACAGCAUCCCUCUGGGAGCUUCCACACCCAGUCCAGUCAACACGAGUGGGAGCGCCACCACCUUCCCCACGACCAGCACAGGCAGUGCCAGCACGGCCCCAAGCUCCAGUUUGCUCAGCCAGACAACAAGCGACAGUGUGGGCAUGCCGCCCCUUGGGAAUCCAGUCUCGGCCAACAUCGCCUCCCCUUCUGAGCCCAAGGAAGUCAACCGGAAGAAGCUGGCGGACAUGAUUGCCUCCAGGCAGCAGCAGCAGCAGCAGCAGCAGCAGCAACAGCAGCAGGCACAGACUCUGGCCCAGGCCCAGGCCCAGGUUCAGGCCCACCUGCAGCAAGAGCUGCAGCAGCAGGCAGCCCUCAUCCAGUCCCAGCUGUUUAACCCCGCCCUCCUGCCUCACUUUCCCAUGACCACGGAGACCUUGCUCCAGCUCCAGCAGCAGCAACAUCUCCUCUUCCCGUUCUACAUCCCCAGCGCCGAGUUCCAGCUCAACCCGGAUGUGAGCCUGCCUGUCACAAGCGGGGCGAGCCUGAUGCUGACGGGGACUGGCCCUACCCUGCUGGAAGACUUGAAGGCUCAGGUCCAGAUCCCCCAGCAGAGCCACCAGCAGAUCCUGCAGCAGCAGCAACAGAGCCAGCUCUCCCUAUCCCAGACGCACGCUGCUCUCCUCCCACAGGGCCAGCAUCCAGAAAAGAAGAACAAGACUGUGGUCAAGGAGAAAGACAAAGAGGGUCAGAGGGACAGGGAAAAUGUGGAGAGGGGGGAUGGGAAUGCAGGCUCUAAGGAAUCCCUGCCCGACACCUUGAAGCCCAAGGACAAGAAAGACUUUGCACCAGGAGGUGGCUCGGAACCCUCGAUGCUCCCCCCGCGCAUUGCCUCUGACGCAAGGGGCAAUGCCACCAAGGCCUUGCUGGAGAACUUUGGCUUUGAGCUGGUUAUCCAAUAUAACGAGAAUAAGCAGAAGGUGCAGAAGAAGAGUGGGAAGACCGAGCCCGGUGACAGCUUGGAAAAACUGGAGUGUGACUCGUGUGGCAAGCUGUUCUCCAACAUUUUGAUCCUGAAGAGUCACCAAGAGCACGUUCAUCAAAAUUACUUUCCUUUUAAGCAGCUGGAGAGGUUUGCCAAGCAGUACAGAGAACACUACGAUAAGCUGUAUCCGCUGAGGCCGCAGACUCCGGAGCCGCCUCCGCCACCGCCACCUCCCCCACCACCGCCUCCUCCACUUCCCGCUGCCCCUCCUCAGCCGGCUUCUACUCCUACUCUUCCCACGCCAGCCCCGCCUAUCGCUUCUCCCACGAUCGCACCAGCCCAGCCGUCUGUGCCACUCACACAGCUCUCCAUGCCAAUGGAGCUGCCCAUCUUCUCACCGCUCAUGAUGCAAACCAUGCCACUGCAGACGUUGCCAGCCCAGCUGCCCCCUCAGCUUGGUCCCGUUGACCCUCUGCCCGCCGAUCUGGCCCAGCUUUACCAACAUCAGCUCAAUCCCAGCCUGCUCCAGCAGCAAAAUAAGAGGCCCCGCACCAGAAUCACAGAUGACCAGCUCCGGGUCCUCAGGCAGUAUUUUGACAUCAACAACUCCCCCAGUGAAGAACAGAUCAAAGAGAUGGCAGACAAGUCCGGAUUGCCCCAGAAGGUGAUUAAGCACUGGUUCCGAAACACCUUGUUCAAGGAGCGCCAGCGGAACAAAGACUCUCCCUACAACUUCAGCAAUCCGCCCAUCACGAGCCUGGAAGAACUCAAGAUAGACUCGCGGCCGCCUUCUCCCGAACCCCAGAAACACGAGUACUGGGGUAGCAAAAGGUCCUCCCGGACGCGCUUCACCGACUACCAGCUGCGCGUCCUGCAGGACUUCUUCGAUGCCAAUGCUUACCCAAAGGACGACGAGUUUGAGCAGCUUUCUAACUUGCUCAACCUCCCAACCCGAGUCAUCGUCGUCUGGUUUCAGAACGCCCGACAGAAGGCUAGGAAAAACUACGAAAACCAGGGAGAGGGCAAAGACGGGGAAAGGCGCGAGCUUACCAACGACAGGUAUAUCCGAACGAGCAAUUUAAACUACCAGUGCAAAAAAUGUAACUUAGUCUUUCAACGUAUUUUUGAUCUUAUUAAGCAUCAGAAAAAGCUGUGUUACAAAGACGAGGAUGAGGACGGGCAGGACGAUAGCCAAAAUGAGGACUCCAUGGAUGCCCUGGAGCUGCUGACUCCCACCAGUUCCUCCUGCAGCACCCCGAUGCCCUCCCAGGCCUACAGCGCCCCGGCCUCAACGGCCAACGCAACGUCUUCAACCUUUCUGCAGCUCAACUCGGAGGCUGACGAGUCCUCCACCUUCGGCUCGAAAAUAGAAGCUACAGAUGAGAAACCAAAGCAGCCUGAACCUCCCAGUUCACAGCCAAACCAAACCCAAGAGAAGCAAGUACAACCAAAGCACGAGUCUCAGCAGCAGCCGCCGCAGCAAGACCAGUUGGAACAGAAGACCAGCGCAGCCCAGCAGAAGAACCCUCAGCUGUCCUCUCCUGCCCUGCAGCAGCAGCCUCCCCAGCAGGUUCCUCCCCCUCAGUGCUCCCUACCCCAGUCAAGCCCUAGCCCAUCCUCGCAGCUGUCCCAUCUGUCUCUCAAGCCUCUUCACACAUCCACUCCCCAGCAGCUGGCCAACCUACCUCCUCAGCUUAUCCCCUACCAGUGUGACCAGUGCAAACUGGCAUUCCCCUCCUUUGAACACUGGCAAGAGCAUCAGCAGCUUCACUUUUUAAGUGCACAGAACCAGUUCAUCCACCCCCAGUUUCUGGACAGGACGCUGGACAUGCCUUUCAUGCUGUUUGACCCCAGUAACCCACUUCUUGCAAGUCAGCUGCUCUCUGGAGCCCUGCCCCAGGUUCCGGCGAGCUCGGCCACGUCUCCUUCAACGCCAACCUCCACUAUGAACACUCUGAAGAGGAAGCUGGAGGAAAAGGCCAGUGCUAGCCCUGGGGAAAAUGACAGUGGGACCGGAGGAGAGGAACCUCAAAGAGAUAAGCGCUUAAGGACGACCAUCACCCCAGAACAGCUGGAAAUCCUCUACCAAAAGUACCUGCUGGACUCCAACCCAACCCGGAAGAUGCUAGAUCACAUUGCACAUGAAGUAGGCUUGAAAAAGCGAGUGGUACAAGUUUGGUUUCAGAACACCCGAGCUCGGGAAAGGAAAGGACAAUUUCGGGCUGUUGGCCCUGCCCAGGCCCACAGGCGGUGCCCUUUCUGUAGGGCGCUUUUCAAAGCCAAGACUGCCCUAGAGGCCCACAUCCGGUCCCGUCACUGGCACGAAGCCAAAAGAGCUGGCUACAACUUGACUCUGUCUGCAAUGCUGUUGGAUUGUGAUGGCGGGAUACAGAUGAAAGGAGACAUUUUUGACGGAAGCGGCUUUUCCCACUUGCCACCAAGUGGCAGUGAUGGCCAGGGUGUUCCCCUCUCACCGGUGAGUAAAACCAUGGAGCUGUCCCCCAGAACUCUGCUUAGCCCUUCCUCCAUCAAAGUGGAAGGAAUAGAAGACUUUGAAAGUCCCUCCAUGUCCUCGGUUAACCUAAACUUUGACCAAACCAAGCUGGACAAUGAUGACUGCUCCUCUGUCAACACAGCCAUCACAGAUACCACCACAGGAGAUGAAGGCAAUGCGGACAACGAUAGCGCAACAGGAAUAGCGACGGAAACCAAAUCAUCGUCAGCGCCCAACGAGGGGCUGACCAAAGCUGCCAUGAUGGCAAUGUCUGAAUAUGAAGAUCGGUUGUCUUCUGGUCUGGUCAGCCCAGCUCCUAGCUUUUACAGCAAGGAGUAUGACAACGAAGGUACGGUGGACUACAGUGAGACGUCCAGCCUUGCUGAUCCCUGCUCCCCGAGUCCUGGUGCAAGUGGGUCCGCAGGAAAGUCUGGAGAUAGCGGAGAUCGGCCAGGGCAGAAACGUUUUCGGACUCAAAUGACUAACCUUCAGUUGAAAGUCCUCAAGUCAUGCUUUAAUGACUAUAGGACGCCAACCAUGCUGGAGUGUGAGGUCCUGGGCAAUGACAUUGGACUGCCAAAGAGAGUUGUUCAGGUCUGGUUCCAGAAUGCCAGAGCGAAAGAAAAGAAGUCAAAGCUAAGCAUGGCCAAGCAUUUUGGUAUCAACCAAACGAGUUAUGAGGGACCCAAAACAGAGUGCACUUUGUGUGGCAUCAAGUACAGCGCUCGGCUGUCUGUACGUGACCAUAUCUUUUCUCAACAGCAUAUCUCCAAAGUUAAAGACACCAUCGGAAGCCAGUUGGACAAGGAGAAGGAGUACUUUGACCCAGCUACUGUACGUCAGUUGAUGGCUCAGCAAGAGUUGGAUCGGAUUAAAAAGGCCAAUGAGGUUCUUGGACUGGCAGCUCAGCAACCAGGAAUGUUUGACAACCCUCCUCUUCAAGCUCUUAACCUCCCCACCGCUUAUCCGGCAUUACAGGGCAUUCCCCCAGUGUUGCUCCCUGGCCUCAACAGCCCGUCUUUGCCAAGCUUCACUCCAUCCAACACAGCUUUAACUUCUCCCAAACCGAACCUGAUGGGUCUGCCUGGCACCACGGUCCCUUCACCUGGCCUUCCGACAUCUGGAUUACCAAAUAAACAGUCGUCAGCCUCGCUGAGCUCCCCGACCCCAGCACAAGCCACUAUGGCGAUGACCCCGCAACAACCCCCCCAGCCCCAGCAGCAGCAGCAGCCGCCCCCGGUGCAGCAGCAGCAGCAGCCUCCGCCACCAACACCGGUGCAGCAGCAGCAGCAGCCGCCACCAACACCCGUGCAGCCGCAGCAGCCUCUGCAGCAGCAGCAGCAGCGAAAGGACAAGGAAGUAGAGAAAAUGAAAGAAAAAGAAAAGGCACAUAAAGGGAAAGGGGAGACACUGGUGGGCCCCAAGAAAGACAAAGGAGAGGCCCCUGCAGCCACCCUCUCUGCCCCAUUACCCGCCAUGGAGUACGCGGUGGACCCGACGCAGCUGCAGGCCCUGCAGGCAGCCUUGACCUCGGACCCCACCGCUCUGCUCACCAGCCAGUUCCUUCCUUACUUCGUCCCCGGCUUCUCUCCUUACUAUGCCCCCCAGAUCCCGGGCGCCCUGCAGAGCGGCUACCUGCAGCCCAUGUACGGCAUGGAGGGCCUGUUCCCCUACAGCCCUGCGCUGUCGCAGGCCUUGAUGGGGCUGUCCCCUGGCUCCUUGCUGCAGCAGUAUCAGCAAUACCAGCAGAGCCUGCAGGAGGCGCUACAGCAGCAGCAGCAGCAAAGACAGCUGCAGCAGCAGCAGCCGCCACAGCAGCAGCAGCAGCACCAACCGCAGAAGGUACAGCAGCAGCAGCAGCAGCAGCAGCAGCAAGCGCCCCAGCCUCAGCAGCAGCAGCCCCAGCAGCAGCCGCCCAAAGCAAGCCAAACCCCAGUCCCCCCGGGGGCUGCUUCCCCCGACAAAGACCCUGCCAAAGAAUCCCCCAAACAAGAAGAGCAGAAAAGUGCACCCCGCGAGGUGUCCCCCCUCCUGCCGAAACCCCCAGAAGAGCCAGAAGCAGAAAGCAAAAGUGUGGACUCCCUCUCCGACCCCUUCAUUGUUCCAAAGGUGCAGUACAAGCUGGUCUGCCGCAAGUGCCAGGCGGGCUUCGGCGACGAGGAGGCGGCCACGAGCCACCUGAAGUCCCUCUGCUUCUUGGGCCAGUCGGCGGCGAGCCUGCGGGAGAUGGUGCUCCACGUGCCCACGGGCGGCGGCGGCGGGGGGACCGGCGGGGGGGCCGGCGGCGGGGGCGGGGGCGGCGGGGGCCCCUACCACUGCCUGGCCUGCGAGAGCACCCUCUGCGGGGACGAGGCGCUGAGUCAACAUCUCGAGUCGACCUUGCACAAACACAGAACAAUCACGAGAGCAGCAAGAAACGCCAAAGAGCACCCUAGUUUAUUACCUCACUCUGCCUGCUUCCCCGGUCCUGGCACCGCAUCUACCUCGCAGUCUGCCGCUCACUCAAACGACAGCCCCCCGCCCCCCUCCUCCUCCUCUUCCUCUUCCUCCUCCUCCUCCUCCUCCGCUUCCCCCCAUGCCUCCUCCAGAAAGUCUUGGCCUCCAGGGGUCCCUCGGGCUUCGGUUGGGAAGCCUGCUUCUUUUCCUCCUCUCUCCUCAUCUUCAACGGUUACCUCAAGUUCAUGCAGCACCUCAGGGGUUCAGCCCUCGAUGCCAACAGACGACUAUUCGGAGGAGUCUGACACGGAUCUUAGCCAAAAGUCCGAGGGGCCAGCCAGCCCGGCCGAGGGGCCCCCGGCCCCCAGCUGCCCCCCCCAGGACCCUGGUCUAGCUAGUGUAGGAAUGGACCCCUUCAGAUUGUAAGCUUUGAAGAUGAACAAUUUAAAACACACAAACACA